Molecule: messenger RNA, 1167 nt
Organism: Colletotrichum destructivum
Lineage: Eukaryota; Fungi; Ascomycota; Sordariomycetes; Glomerellales; Glomerellaceae
Product: Putative mycotoxin biosynthesis protein UstYa
Exons: 5
Coding region: 145-1005 (286 amino acids)
Biological process (GO): mycotoxin biosynthetic process
Source: RefSeq, a predicted model, not a curated record
CACCUUGGAUUAUCCGCCGCUCUGCGAGACCUCCCCCCUCUUCCCUCCCAAUUAGUUUCCUGGAAGUUUCUGUGUUGAAGAUUUCAUGAGUGUCCUGAUUCACCCUUUGAUAUCAGUUGAGCGAUUCAACACCAAUUCUCCAACAUGAUGCACCCAAAGGAGGAGUCUUACUCAAAACCGCUCGCCGAGAGAGCCGACGAGUCCGAGGAGGACCUCGAGUCUCUCCCGUCAGCCCCCGACGCGAGGGAGCACGGCGUACAUCGCAGACGGGUCUGGGGAUAUGCCGCCGCCGCCGCCGUCUUCAUCGUCUCCAACAUCAUCUCGGCACGUGUCGGCGCGCACCUCGCCUCAAGCUCGACGAACCUCGACAGCGCCUGUGCGGCUCAUACCACUCAGUGGUCGCCCGUGCUCCAAAACGUCGACGUCAAGUAUGACUGGAAGCACUUCAAUGGAUCCUUCAUGCAGGAGGACAUCUUCCGGAAAGAAGCAUCGCCCGAGGUUGAUGCUGCGUGGGAGUCGAUGGGCGUUGACUACCGCGCUGGAGUCAUCUCCAUCGAAGACGGCCUCAAGAGUGGGCUCGACAUGUCCUUUGUGAGGAGGUCGGAGAAAUACGGCGCUGGCUUCUUCGUCAACGUCGAGGGAAUGCACCACCUGCAUUGUCUAAAUCUUUUGCGGAAAUCUCUCUACUACAACUACGACUACUACAAGGAAAUGGGCACCCACGCGUUUGCCAACGAAGAAAACAUUGUCCGCCUUCACGUCUCGCAUUGUCUGGAUACGAUCCGCCAGGUGCUGGUCUGCAACGUCGACACAGGGGUACUGGGCCAGGUCUGGGCCAACGAUCCUCCCUCACCCUUCCCCGACUUCAACACAAAACACAUGUGCAAGAACUACGAGGCGAUCCAGCAAUGGGCCGAGAAACUCCAGGCUCCCCCGGUCGAUGGCCUCCCUGGCGACUACACAGCACCUCCAAGGCCCGGCGAUGUUAUUCCCCAGACACCGUAGUCGCAAUCUGAUGAGAGAAAUAAUCUUUAAAAGGAAUGAUUUCAAAGCCCCCAAGUAGUAAGAAGCAUAGUAAAAAAAAAAUAGUAAAAUAGACGCCGCAGCCUGACGCAGUACCAAGUCAAGUCGGGUCUCUGACUUCCGUGCCGGCGCAGCCAUUGAACU